This is a messenger RNA of Micropterus dolomieu (smallmouth bass), 5799 nucleotides long. RefSeq names its product transmembrane protein 71 (gene tmem71). The record is from RefSeq and is a predicted model, not a curated record. The coding region runs from base 459 to 1415 and encodes 318 amino acids. Lineage: Eukaryota; Metazoa; Chordata; Actinopteri; Centrarchiformes; Centrarchidae. The transcript has 13 exons.
UGUUCAGACUCAGCUGUCGGGUCUGGAUGUGGAGCUGUGGUGGUGGUUUCAGGCGUGGAGUUUUGAGCCGGUGGUGUUUCCUUUGUGUGGGCGAGGCUAAGUGACAGCUGCGGAGCUCUGAGACUCGGAUCUUCUGUGUGUUUUUAUUCACCCGAAGACAAAUUGAAGAUUUUAAAAGAAAAGUGGAAAAAGGGGAAAAAGAAGAAGAGUACAGACAGUUAAAUCCCUCAGCCAGAAGAAGACUUUUCUUCACUUGCGGCAGAGAAACCUGGAGGAAAACAAACCGGCAGCUGCAGGAUGUGACAGAACCAGAACACAAAACACUGUGUAAUACUGAAGGCCACAACGAGCUCUGAGCGGGAACACGUUUUAAGAGACUACAACGAGCAGCUGUUCUAGGAAAUUACCGAGCCCUUUCAAAGGCAAGAUUGACAGAAGAAGCUCGGCUGCAGACAAACAUGGCCCUGUUCUUCUCCGGGGCCGUUACAAGUUCACCAAUAAAACGAAGGCUGCGGGCCAAUCACUCCUGUCAGAGCCUCGACCUGUCUCUCCUCUCUCCUGAUUCCUCGUACGUCUGUUACUCGUCUGUGGAUGGCGGUGAUCCGUGCUCCUGCCGCCGCUCUCCGCGCCUCCUCACCAACGGAUACUACAGCGUCACCGAGGACAGCUUCACCUGGGAUGACUACGGCAACGUGUCGUUGACUCCCUGCAAAACCAACGUGUCAUACAAGGAGAACCUGGUCAGGAUUUUCCGGCGCAGACGGAGGCCCCGCAGUUCUCUGGCUAACUUGCUGAGUGACGUGACGGAGAGCUGCCAGUCGUGGCUGGAUGAGAAAGUCUUCAGAGGCGUAUUCAGAACAGGACAGAACCAAAACCAGAACUGGGAUCAAGACCAGGACCAGGACACGGUCCAGGACUGGGCUAGGAGCAGCCAGGAAAGCCUAGUCCCGUUCGACGAAUCAUCCUGGUCUGAAUUUAACAGCACCAAGCUGGACGACAGUCUCAGCUUCACUUAUGACCACACUGAGAUCCCGCCCCUUCCUGACAAAGUUGCCCCAUCCUCAAAGCUGCUCAUCCAGGAGGAGAUUUGUUCUGAGACCUGUCAAUCAAAGGAGCAGUUCACCCAGUCACUGGGCGGCCUCUCUGAAGUCCUGCCUCCGUCACCCUUCUACACCAACAGCUGCUGCUGUCAGGCCUCACCUAAGCCCGCAGGGUUAACAAUAAAGGCCCUUCUCCUUUUCAUCUUCACCAUCUUCAUCUUCACCGCUCUAUACUCUGGGUGUCUCUGGUGGAGCGCGAGUGUUACUUCGACCGUGUUCAUGAUGAUCACAACAUUUAUGUUCUUGAUGAAGUCAGGGCCGAUGGGCGAGUGGAGGAGGGCGAAGACGGAGGAUAUCACAUCAAGAAACGAGUAAAAGGAGUGCCAGGAGGCAGUUUUUUGAUGUUUUCCACGUGAACCUGGAGGAGUGACAGAAAAGGUCUGAUGGGACACAGUAGAAUAUUUUACAUUUCACUAACUGUUUGCAUGUAAGUUGCACUUAAAGGACUUUAGUUAUGCUGAGCUCCGGAAAACAUUUUACAGCAACACCUGAUUGAAGCACUUUUUGAAUGUAAAUCUUUAUCCAAAUAUGUUUUACGCUGUUAACUGUUUUUAAAUUAAAUUGAAACUGACAAAUCCAAAGCAGAAUGCCGGGGAAAUUAGCAUGGUGUUGCUUCCAGGUUGUUGACAGGACUUCCUCAAACACUUACUUGUGCUAAUGCAGCACUCGACUUACGACUGGGAGACGUUUGGAAACGUUCAUGUUUCUUCUGUGCUAAAUGUUGGAACUAUAAAAACCUUUCACCAACAUCAUGUCUGGAUUUUCCCGUAGUGUAAAAGUUGAAUCAGUGUGUUCCUGUUUAAAAAGCUGAAGGAGCUCAUCGACAUGGUGACAUGAGUUACAGUAGUUUAGCAGGUAUGAAGAUAAAAAGUAUCCAUAUCAAAUAUAAAACACCCAAAUGUACCUGAUGUAUUUUUGAAAAACCGUAAUUGUAUCUUUUAUUGUUAAUAUUUGAACUUGGCUUUUUUGGGCUGUCCAAAGUGACUAAACAUCAGACUUUACUUGUCUGGAGAACAAAUUCAGGUCCAACAGCAAAACAAGUGGCGAGCGUCGCUGUGAAGCCUCACUUCUAUUCCAAAUAAGAGCUGUGACUUUUUCUAAAUACACCGUUCUAGUUCAUCUAAAAUUGUAACCACAGAAAGAGAACUGCCAUUUUCUUUCCUGAGGACACGGAAUGAAGAGUUUUAUUCCAAAAUGAAAUAGCCACAAUUAAAUAAAGACACAAAGCAUAAAAUCUUUUUGAAGAAUCAUGUUGUCCUGCUACAUUAAAGCUGCACCAGCUCAGAUUUUAUUGUGAUCCGGCAAGUGUGGGGUUCCAACUUUGUGCAGCCGGAGAAAAGAAACUGCGGCCGCUGGACUAGGCACCUGCAGCUGCCUUGCUCCUGCGAGGUUUUAAUGUCAUGUGACAUGGUGAAGUUUUGCAGUGCCGGCGAAACACAAUUUCUAACCAGCAUGCCUUAUGUUAAGUCUUCAGCGCCGCAUGAAGCCACGCACCUAAUAUCACUUGAUUGAUAAGUUGAUGGAUGGGGCCAUGUUGCGUUCUGCAGAUACACGUUUCUAAGGCUUUACAUAUUCUUACCUCAUUCUGAUUGAUUUCAUACUGAUAGUUAAAACUAAUCAGACGUGGAGACGAAUCUAAAAUGAACUUUAUAAAUAAAGUCAGAGAACAAUAGUUCCCUUGUGCAACUUUAAGAGUAGCAGGUAAUACACCUCAUCAAUCUUCUGUAUUUGAAAUGUUACAUGAUAUUCAGGUUCCCAGUUGUUCUCUGCAGCUUUUUGUAGUAAAACUCUUAAGCUGUUAAGUGCCUUUAUAUCAGCCAGCAGUGCAGAAAUACUGAAUAAUACAGGGAUGUGUUUAAUUUAAUGCCUAAAAUGCUGCUGACACAUUUAACAGACCUGCUCCAGUGGGGAGUGUUUGAUUUAACCUGCAUGGUGUAGCAGGUGGGUGGAGUUUACUGCAUCAGGAAUAUUUUCAGAUCUAAAAAAUCUAUAUUUUCUAAUGUAUUUGGCUGUUCACACAUUUGAUGCCUGAACAAAUGACUGUGAGGAAAAGUACAAAGCAGAUUUACUUGUUUCAGUAACAACAAACUCCUCGUUUCAGCUCAACCUGCUGUUGCUGUGUUGUUCUGAUGGGUGUCAUUUCAAACUCUGGAGUGAGCCAAGAUUUGGAUCAAUCAGGAGCAAAACACUGCGUCAUAGCAGCUGAAUUCAUCCAAACUGAUUAGAACUUAGCACCUUCCUGCCAGUAAACGUGGGUCAGUGUCUGUUUUAAAGUCUAUGUGUGAACACAGCCGGUCCUGUUUUCUGUGGGACAAACUCCACCCAGCUGGCAUCACAACUCCUGUAUCAGUCAGGUCCUUCGCACAGUCUUACUUUGAAACAGGGAUUGUACUUUCUGAGGGAGCAAUAAUUCCAGAAAAUGGAAGAAACUCAACUAUGAACUGUGUUGAGCUUUAAAACCCUAACCGUGAGCAGGGAGGAAUAUUUUGGGAGAGAAUCUUUCCCUGAAGGUCAUAUACAAACAGUUUGUAUUGAUCGGUUACCUCUCUGUGACUCCUGUAGGAGGAAAAGAGAAAUACAUGUUUUCAUCAGGAAAAGAAGUGUGGCUGGAAGCCGGGAUGUAAAUGUUCAAUUCAAUUCAAUUCAAUUUUAUUUAUAUAGCGCCAAAUCACAACAACAGUUAUCUCACAGCGCUUUUCAUAAAAGAGCAGGUCUAGACCAUACUCUGUGAUGUUAUUUACAGAAGCCCAACAGUUCCCACAUCGAACACCAGUAAAUGUAAAGAAAACAAAGUACUGUAUGGCAUUAUAAGGUUUUGACUUUAUAAAGCUUUUCAAAUUCGAUCAUGUUUGGGCCUCAAACUACGCCAAGACUUUUAGCAAACCUGAAGAAGGGAGAGGUGAGAUGUGCUUUGUUUUCACUGACAGCACAAAUCAACUCUUUGAGUGAAAUUUAAAUGUUUUCAUGUGUGUUUUUGUGUAGUGGACUUUUGUCCAUGUUGACCAGAGGAGCAGAGAACCUUUUAUCUUUAGUUCUUCAUGUUCCAGAUUGUCUGAAUGGAUUAGGAUAAUAUAUAUAUAAAGCUUUCUUAUGUUCAAGUUGUUGUGAUAAUCAUACUGCAUCUAUGUCAUAGAGGAAUUACAGUAAUUAACAGUUUCUUGAAUCUUUUUCACUACCAUCCAUCUCACAUGUCAUAAAGGUGGCAUCAAAUCUGUUACAUGAAGGGUUAAUGUCCAGCCACACCAGAAAACUACUGGGUCUACUACUACUGUCUUUUACCUGUGAGUACACCAUGUCUCUGUUGUAGAAAAGUUUAUACUCAGACAGAGAAAGUUAAAUAAGCUUAUUAGCUGGUGACACGCAGCUAAUAAUCCUUCCCCAGCUCUGUCAAGACAGCUUUCUGUUAGUCAAUGGUGCAAAUUUGCAGGUCCAUCAAAGAUGAACCUGCUGCGGAAAAUAAGCUUGGAUUAACUAAAGUCCUGAAAGAGAAUCUGCUGAUUGUGGCUAUAUACAUUGAAAAUAAUUGAUUUCACUGUAAAAUUUUGCCUUUUAAAUGCUGGUGUGACUGGACCUUUAAAGGAAAAUCGGUGUGUUUUAUUCACUCAAAGUGCCAAAUUUGUAGAAAUCUGAUGAUUCAACAAUGAACACAAAUCCAUUUAUAUUGCUGAUAUUUGUAAUACAGCUCUGCAUGACUAAUUACUUUUGAUAUGAACAAUUUUCAAAUCACUCUGUGAAAUGUGACAGAUCAUGACCUCUGCAGCUCCAAGAAGCCUUUCAGCCUUUUCUAGCUCCUAGUUUUGGUUUUAUGGCUGAAAAUAUGAGCCAGCUAUUUCCCACAGGAGAUGGUGGAGACUAAACUAGAGCUAAAAGGAGAGUGAAUAUUGGACUUGGAUUAAUGAGGUGGUUACAAACAUCACUCCAAUGGUAUGAUAAUGUUGCUGGAUGAUGUGUUACAUGUCUAUUUUUCUGCCCCCUGGUGGCUAAAAAUGUUAACGCAGCAUUAAAUGAUAAAAGUUAGACAUGCAUCAAGUUUGGCAGUUAGUGAUUUUUUUUUCUUUUAUAUAAACUUUUAUGAGGUAAAACAUGGAAAACAUUUAAUAUAACAUUCUCUUGGAUGAAUCAAACCUUUAGCUUGUUUGUGUUGUAAUGCAGCUACUAUACAUGGUCUUGUACACAGGGUUUUUUUUCUUCCAUUGACUGCACUUGUUUCCAAAGGUGGAAAUGUGAUACUAUGUGACGGCACUUAUUAUAUUUGUUUUAUAAUAUGUUUUUAUUCAAUUGUACUGUUUUCAUGUUAUUAAAGUCUCUGAAAGUUUAUCCCCUGUUCUGAAAACUGUAAAAUUAAACCAGAAACGAUGCGCAAACUAGAUUUAAAUUUGAAAUUGACACCCAAAGAAGAUACAAAUAAUGUAUUAUUUUACAAGAUACAAAUAAUGUAUUAAUCACUGUGACAAAUUUGCUUCCAAAAUGACACAAAGUGUAAAUCACUGUGUUUCAUUCAGCUAAUUGUCUUAUAGAAACAGUAGUUUAGUGAUUUGGAUCAUGAGUAGUAGGCCCUUUCUGCCUGUUGAUGGCCCUGCUUUUUAAGAUUUAAUUUUUACAGUAUUUCGCAUGUUAUCAGAUUUACCAGUUUCAGUGAAAAUGUUUUCUCAAGUUAAAGUGAAUAUUUAUCAUCUAUUAAACCGGUUAUAAAGACAAA